CACGAGUGAGAAGACCUUUGCCUGGCCGUGUGCUGACAGAACUGUUGCUUCGCGACCUUGCUCACAUAGAACAUUUUACCUGUACGGAUGAUGGUAUGCUAACAGUUCAUGCAAGGGGCCUGCCUCAACAUCAACUUCAUCGCUUUCUCUUCCAUGGGCUUAAGAACUGAAGGGGCCUGAAUGAAAUUUUGGCAUGAAAUUAAAAUUUUUGCCAACACUAGACCGCAGUGCACGUGAUGAAAAUUCAAACAAUACUGAACCAACACCUGAUGCAUUCAGCCAUUGGGAUGACGAACCACAGUAUGAGAUAACGAAUCGAGAUAAAGUUAUCACUUCGUUCAUCGCUGGGGCACUAGCUGGCUCUCUUGCGAAGACUGCUAUAGCACCCCUUGACCGCACAAAAAUUAACUUCCAAAUACACAAUGAGCAGUUCUCGUUUCCCAAGGCGAUUAAGUUCCUGGUCAAUUCAUACAAGGAGCAUGGCCUAUUCAGUUGGUGGCGAGGCAACACAGCCACCAUGGCAAGAGUUGUCCCCUUUGCCGCAUGCCAGUACGCUGCUCAUGAGCACUGGAAGAUCAUCCUCAAGGUGGACACAAACGAAAGGAGGAAGAAGCACUACUUCAAGACCUUCCUUGCCGGCUCCUUAGCUGGUUGCACAGCAUCAGCAUUGACAUACCCCUUGGACGUUGCACGUGCAAGGAUGGCCGUCUCCAUGCCAGAGAGGUAUCGAAACAUAAUUGAAGUGUUUCGGGAAAUCUGGAAUAAGGAAGGCCCGAGGCACUUGUAUAGAGGGUUUUCACCCACGAUGCUUGGUGUCAUUCCGUAUGCUGGUGCUAGUUUUUUUACGUACGAGACUCUGAAGAGGCUAAGAGCAGAGCAGACAGGAUCGACAGAACUGCACCCGAUCGAGCGCUUGAUGUUUGGUGCGGUAGGUGGCCUGUUCGGCCAGUCAUGCUCCUAUCCGCUGGACAUUGUGAGGAGGCGGAUGCAGACUGCUCCACUCACUGGACACAACUACACCAGUGUAUUGGGAACCCUCAUCACGGUUUACAAGAAUGAAGGCCUCAUUGGUGGCCUCUACAAAGGACUGAGCAUGAACUGGAUUAAGGGACCCAUCGCUGUCGGCAUCAGCUUCAUGACGUUUGACAUCAGCUCGCAGGCGAUGCAGAAAGCGCUGGCAUCGCGAUUUUGGACACGAUGGCGCAGUGUCUAGGCCCGCUUAGUUCUUUUUCAAGGAUUUAGGUUUGUCUUUGCUUGACUUUGUAACGACCGCGGCAGUAGUAUGAACUGGCUCUAGCUGUUGUUAAAACAUUGUUUGGUUGCGAGUUGUAGCUUGGUGCCUCAUGUCAUGAUAACCGAUCCCAUGGCUUACAGAUUACACUGAUGUUCAUUCCAGGCUAUAGUUGUAGCGGAACGAAAAGCUUUUUGCAGAGUUGUAGUUAAGGAAUGCUUGUACUUAGUCAGCCUUAACAACAUCUAUGUUUUAUGACUGGGGACUGCUGGAUGAUAGGUGAAUAUAUAUCCCUGUCGCAUUGCUUCCCAACAUCUCACCGUUUCUUGCUAAGGUAGUAAUGCAGCUGAAAGUGUGAUAGCCAUGAAGGAGGGGCAAUAACCUUCCUCUAGUCCUUCAGCUUUUGUGAAGCUUCAUAGCCUCGACUUCAUCAACAAUGACAACACAGUGAAAAGUUGGGUUUUACACCAUAGUGUAUGAAGUCAGCCACUUCUUACUUUGGUACAUUUUAGUUUAGCACGCUUUUUACGAGAAAUAAUGCUACUUGAACUACGGUGAUCCAUUGGCAUAGGAACUUGUGGGACGGCUGCUGACCUGCUAGUUAAUCACUUGGUCUGCAAUUUCUCUUGAGAUUUAAAAGUUGAAAUUGGAUCAAGUGCACAUGUUAAAGGUUGUGCAGCUCCUAAAUCGCAGUGAUUCAUAAUUCUUUAAAGCAGGCAGCUGCAUAAAAAUAAUAGCUCCUCUUAUUAUACUCCAAGCAGAAGAUGUGGAUGGUUGGGAGAUUAAAUUUGCAGAUAAGCGUGAUUGCCAUACUGAGGGCAUCGUGCCUUGGCAGUCACAUUCUCACAUUUAGCUGCCCAAAUACAUCCCUUGUGUGGGGCGCUGGUCGAAUACAUUUGACGCUGCUUUGCCAUCUAUUUGGGUAAAAUCUUUGAAGUUGAUGGGCUACCGCUGUUUGAUCUGACUACUUUCCCAUGUAGCCAAGGUUGCUGUCCCACACUGCUGCUAAUGAAGCGUUUUUUGUACUGGUGUUAGAUGUGCACUCCAGAAGAUCAUUUAAUGCUAUCAGCAUUGUAUAUCUCUACCCCCCUGUGGGGACGAGGAGCCACUGCCACUACAUGAAGCUACUAAUUUACCAUGGGAACAACUCAAUGAUAGCUGCUUUGAAAACAGAAGCCAGCUGAUCCUAUUAAUUUCCCUUACCGGUCGACCAUGAGUUCAGUAACAGUGGCAUUCAGCAACCGCUGGAGAUGCCAGCAUUAUUUUAAAACAACUAGUAAGUUUGCUUCUUUUUAUUCUAAAAGCUGCGUUAAUUACUGAAUGUAAGAUACAUUUUUUUGCAUGAAUGUCACGCCAUUACCAGCAUCAUGCAAUCAUAAAUACUGCAUGAGGAGGGACCUUCGAAGAUUAGGGGAAAAGAUUGUGAUCAUAAUGCAACCUGGUGAUGCUCAAUGCAAUCAUAGUAAUGGACUUGGAGCAGGUCUUUUCAGCACAGCAAAAUGGGUGAUGCAUUACUACGGUGCACGGCCCCCCAGACUCCAGAUUCACACAUGCAGGAAUAGCUGUGUUUGUUCUUUGAGGCCAUAGAGACUUGCAUUACUGUAGUGCAUUGGCUCAUUGGACCUAUAGUCCAUUGAUCAGUCUAGCUACUCUUGUUGAACGUCUCUGUGCCAUCCACGCUUCUUGCCGUAAAGAGGUUAGUUUUCCCGCCAUGCUUAGCCACAUGGUGUCCGAGCCCACUGCACUAUUGAAAAGAGAAAUUAAAUUAGGGGUGGGUGGGUGAAAAUUUCGCUUAAUGUCUGCAUAAUUUUUUCCGUAUAUACAGCAAAAUGCCUUCUCACAUAUGCCCCCUUUCUGAAAUAAAUAUUGUUAUAUUAGUAUGACUGGCAUGCCCCUAGCGUAAAUGCAAUGGUCCAAUGCAGUGAUCUACCACUGCAUGAAAUUACCAAAUAUUGAAGGCUAGAGUGAUUUUAGCCAGUCAAAUGCAUACCACGUCGGUCAUGGAGAAAUAGAUUUUUGGAGCUACUAAAUGAGCAUCGCCUGCACUGAAGUUCUUUGCUAAUAUAUGCUAAGCACAUGCAGAAGGCAACGCCUCGUGUGUGUCCAGUUUUAAGCCAUGUUGAAGCAAAGGAUGCAUGCUAAUGAGGUGUGCCAUACAGUGUGCUUCACUUAAAAAAAAAUAAGUUUAUCUUCAUGCUUGAGUUUUGUCCUAGGAAACAAAUACAGCUAGGAAUCCUUGCGUUCGUAUUCCUGCAUUUGUGUGCAGCAAAGGGCAUUUUUAAACUUUUAGGUACACUUAUCAUUAUACUUGGUCAUUGUGCACCAUUGUCCUGCGAGCUAACCCCCAAGUUAGAUUAAAAUUUUUUCUCCAAUACUGGCACCCUCGCGCCAUAAAACAACAAACUCAUUAAUUCAUUCCAAUACUGGCAGAAAGAAAGCAGCUUUGGAAUUUUGCAUCGGCACGCAAUGGUGGGCUUUGGGAGACUUUACUUCUCUGUGUGCUCUUCUCUCAUUUGUGUUUCGUUCACGAUAAGCACACGGAUAUAAAUUUGUUUGAAAAUCCCAUUGAAAGUUGGAUAUCACAGGGGCUUUUUGUAAAUUCUGCCUCGUAGUUGCUUUGCCAGUCAUGGUGACGUUUGUGUGCUUAACAUAACUGCUGCUUCUGGGAGUAAAGUGUGUCAUGUUAAGGCAACGGCCAUGAUGUCGGAUCAGUCAUUUUCAAAAGCUAGUAGAAGUGAACAUGGUGAAAUGGAGCACUGUUCACAUCAGCAUUAUUUUCACAUCACAUACUUCUAGAGCACAUAGACAUGAUACCUGUCAUCCCAGUGAAGUGUUGUGGUAGGCAUUAUGUCUUGCAAAAGUUUAAAGCAUGCCUAAAGUGAUUGAUUGAUAAAAAGUAUGGACGGAAGCCUCAAUAGGUGGAGUGUGUGUGUACAGUUGCUGUAAGCGUGAAGAGUAGUGGCAUUAUCGGUAGGCCCCUGUUACAUUUGACAUAAUUUAAAGACUGAGGUUACCGCUUCGGAAGUAUUGCUUGGUCCAAAAGAGUGCAAUGGCAGAUACAGUGCCUUGAUUCAUACGACUCAAACAAUUUGUGGUGCUGGCGAAUCCGUCCUCAAUGGGCCAGUUCGAUAAUCUGUCUGCUUGUAUAUAUCUGACUUUGUCAGAAAUGUAAAGUGUUAUAGGGGGUUCAACGUGGGGAAGCCUGGCUCCACUUGGGUCAGGAUUGUAUAGUGUUCGAGGUUUGUAGAGCUGGUAAAGUGCAGGCUUUAUUACAGAACUGCUGCAUUGCAUGGAAUGUCUGGAAAGUCAGUCAUCCGUGCGUAUCAUCUAGGUUGUUGAAAUAAAGUUGAAGAAAGUUAUUGCCUCUG
Molecule: messenger RNA, 4599 nt
Organism: Dermacentor andersoni
Lineage: Eukaryota; Metazoa; Arthropoda; Arachnida; Ixodida; Ixodidae
Gene: DPCoAC
Product: dephosphocoenzyme A carrier
Biological process (GO): transmembrane transport
Cellular component (GO): mitochondrial inner membrane
Source: RefSeq, a predicted model, not a curated record